ACCCCUUCCCCCCGUUUGUUCCUUUCUUCCAGCGGUGCACGAGAAGAAAAGGGAAGAGCCCAUUCCAACCUCAUGGUUCUGGCGACCCGCCAUCUCCGCCAUCUCCGCCGUCGCCGCCUCUUCCCUCUUUUCCCUCCGCCCUUCCAUCGCUCCAACCCCCACCAAAACCAUAGCCCCUUCUCCUAUUCCGACCACCUCACAUGCUCUUCAGCCUCCUCCAAUCCCAAUAUCCAAUCUUUCUACGCUAAAAUCCCCUCCCGCUCCUUCUCAUGGCACGCCUGGACCGGCGGCACAUCAGAUGACAGCGGUGGAUCCGCCUCCGGCAGCGGUGCCGGAGGUGACAGCCUCAUUGGGAACUCCAAAGAGGGACUGGAGUUCAGCCCUGUGGAUGGCUCCGAAACUGGAGCAGGGAUCUCGAGUCUCGGAUCCGAUGGCUCGGGGAUGAUGGAGGAAACGGUUGAAGAGAGCGUGUGGUAUUACCCAGUCCUCUCUGUGAUUACUCUGCUUGAUGGGUACCAUGAUCUCACUGGUCUUCCAUGGUGGUUAAUAAUCUCCACAUCUACGUUGGCCCUGAGGGUGUCCCUACUUCCUGUGCUUAUUUUGCAACUUAAGAAGGCUGGAGAAAUUGCAAAAUUAUUCCCAAAAUCAAUUAUCCUUCAGAAAUCCGUACAUCCGGAUGAAGUUGGGUUUGCCAGAACAAAAGGUUCAGAUGAGGGAUAAAAUUUCCAACGAGAAUGUUCUGCAUGAGAAGAGUGGUCUAUUGGAGCAUGCAAUCUCUGCAGAAACUUUAUCUCCUGAGAAAUUGCUUGAUCUUGCUCUUGAUAACUUGUCAGCAGGCCAGCAAGAUAAGGCUCUUCCAUUGCUAUGACAGAAUGGCAACUGACAAGAAUCCUGAACUGGUGAGGGCUUGGAUAGCAAUGGGGCAAAUUCUGUGCUCUAAAGGAUUAUUUUUGGAAGCAUCUGAAUAUUUUGAACGUGCAAUCUCAAAGAUUCAAGAGGAGGAGGAUGCUCUUCGAGUUCUUGCAUAUUUCGGGGCAGGUGUUUCACAUAUAUGGCAGGGAGAUAAAUCAAUGGGGAUCGAGCACUUGAAAAGACUAGCAGAGUUGAAGGAGCCAGAUGGUCCUAUGGACAGAGCCUGCUACUAUAGAGGAUUGGUGAUGUUAGGAAGGUACAUACCUGAAGAGUUUUCACAUAGUAUUUGUACUUUCUGCUAGCAUUUCAUGUGAUGCCGCACAAAUGCGGAAAAAGAGGAGAAGAAGGAAGAACAAGAGAGAAAGAAGGAAGAAGAGGUUCUAGAGACACAGGAAGAAGAGAAGGGGAGGAGGAGGAGGAAGAAUAAGAUCUGGGAGGAAAAGAAAUUCUUAAUC
This is a messenger RNA of Phoenix dactylifera (date palm), 1367 nucleotides long. The record is from RefSeq and is a predicted model, not a curated record. Lineage: Eukaryota; Viridiplantae; Streptophyta; Magnoliopsida; Arecales; Arecaceae.